GUUAAGAGUAAGGAGAGAGUGAGGAGGAGAGAAGGGUCUCUUUCAUUCCCAUAGAAAUAAAUAGUAUAGGUAAUACUCCAUAUAGAUUUAGUGAAGCUAAUAGAAAUGGAGAUAUAUACGAAAGAAGAAUAACCGAGGUUGUAUAUAUAUGCAGUUUCGAGAAGAAGCUGAAAUUCGGUUUGGCCUGUGGGUGAUAUCGUCUCGAUCGGUAAUAUUCUUAUAUAUCAUCAUCAUCAUGGCACAUAACGGUGACGGCAUUAACGGCGGUGAUGCUGUGCUCAGCAGCGAAGGAAGGUCCUCGGAGACAAGUGGAGGAAUGGAGGGAAAUAACGGCCUAAAGAAAGGUCCGUGGACGGCAACGGAGGAUCAAAUUUUGAUGGACUACGUGAGGAAACACGGCGAAGGGAACUGGAAUUCUGUGCAGCGGAAUUCCGGUCUCAACCGUUGUGGCAAGAGUUGCAGGCUCCGAUGGGCCAAUCAUCUCCGCCCUAAUUUGAAGAAAGGUGCCUUCACACCAGAGGAAGAGAGGCUCAUUCUUGAGCUGCAUGCCAAAUACGGCAAUAAAUGGGCACGCAUGGCCUCUCAGCUACCCGGACGAACAGACAAUGAAAUAAAGAAUUACUGGAACACAAGGGUGAAGAGGCGACAACGCCAAGGCCUCCCUCUAUAUCCUCAUGACAUUAAGCAAUCCCAACAACAAUCUCAUUCGCAGUCACAACCAACCUCUCUAACCGUUCCCACAAGCACCGGAUUGCCACCCACAGGCCAAAAUUAUUCCUUCCAGUUUCAAAGCUCAUCAUCGUCGAAUGCUCAUCAGCUCCCUCCUAUAGGCCCUAGUCAUCACCCCCAUCACUCUACCGCCUCCUCUCCCAAAUCCGCAAUCAAUCAUUACCUUCCUGUAUUUGAUCACUCCACCGACCCUUCCUUCACCUUCAACCGCCCCACUCCCAUCCUCGGAGCUCCAUUGCGGUACAAAAGGUACCGCAACAGCCAUGGCAUUUCUCCUCCGGUUUCUCCAACCCCACAAAGAAGCAACUCUAUUUUACGAACCAGCUCCAUGCCUGACAUAUCUUACAAUCAGCAUUUUGCACCAGGAAACAUGUCCAUGCCUGACAUGGCCUCUUUUCAGUUUCAGCCACCAAGGAAUUUCAGCGGGUCGUUGCCACCAUUGCCACGGUCCACCAGCAGCCAGUUUGAUUUUGGGGACAGUACCAGGCCACUUUAUUCGGUGAAGUCAUCGGAACUUCCUUCAAGCCAAGUAUCGCAAACACAGUCACCGUGUGAUCAGCUCACCAAUGAUAACAAGCUACAUGUGGCUGCUGCAGCUAAUGGGACUCAUUGCAGCAAUGUGUUGGAAGAGUUGUUACAAGAAGCUGAGGCAUUGGCUUCUGUCGCAACUCCAAGGAAUUCGAAAGCAUCAAUUGGUUUAUUGGGUUCGUUUGAAGACAAGCAUGGUUUGGAUGGUUAUGGCCGUUGGCUGCAGGCUGCAGGUUCCACAAAUAACUCUGUAUCGGAUAUGAAGCAAAUUCAGGAUCAUCAUGACCAGAUGAAUUAUUCCUUGCCUGAAGACUUGUCGAAGCUGUUUCGUUUUAUUCCUUCAACGGAGCCGGUCUCCGAUUGGUACAGUACUGAUAGCGGUGAACUCUCCAAUGGCGGCCAAUCUUCUGGAGUAACUGAGGCUAGUUUUGAGUUUGACAUGCAGCAAAAUAUGGCUUCAUUGUUCCCUAGUAUUGUUGCCUCCUCAGCAGACCAUGACAGAGGUCCUAACAAUUGGGACAACUUGCCUGGAAUGUGCUGA
Molecule: messenger RNA, 1798 nt
Organism: Fragaria vesca subsp. vesca
Lineage: Eukaryota; Viridiplantae; Streptophyta; Magnoliopsida; Rosales; Rosaceae
Exons: 3
Coding region: 149-1798 (549 amino acids)
Source: RefSeq, a predicted model, not a curated record